Perca fluviatilis (European perch) is the source of this 3492-nucleotide messenger RNA. RefSeq names its product zinc finger protein 420-like. Gene Ontology annotation, biological process: regulation of transcription by RNA polymerase II. Gene Ontology annotation, molecular function: RNA polymerase II cis-regulatory region sequence-specific DNA binding; DNA-binding transcription factor activity, RNA polymerase II-specific. Lineage: Eukaryota; Metazoa; Chordata; Actinopteri; Perciformes; Percidae. The record is from RefSeq and is a predicted model, not a curated record.
GGCUGUCCCGGGGUGAAAACUAAACAGAAAAAGGCGGGGAUAGUUUCUUUGUGUAGGCAGCAACGUGAAGAAAACAAACGUACCCGGGAACACGGUGCAGGGCGAGGAGACGGAACGAGGUCGGCACAUGAAGUUAGCAGACAGUUAGCAUGGACUCUACAGGACAAUAUUCCUAACCUGGAGGAAUUCUUUCCAUCUGUGGACACUUCCGGACUACAGGAAUAUUAAUAAGACAGGAAAGGACGGGGACUGUUUUAGGACAGACUCCAGCUCCUCUGUGGGACGAGACCCUUCUGACUUCAGGACGUCCGUCUGAAUUAGUUCCCCCUGAAGAACAAGAAUGAGUUCUCCACAAAAGCUCAUCUGUGGGACGAGACCCUUCUGACUUCAGGACGUCCGUCUGAAUUAGUUCCCCCUGAAGAACAAGAAUGAGUUCUCCACAAAAGAAACCGAGAGGAAGAGGAGAAAAACGUCACCACUGUCAGUACUGUGACAAAUCCUUCACAACAUCAGGAUAUUUAAAGAUUCAUCAGAGAGUUCACACUGGAGAAAAGCCGUACAGCUGUGAUCAAUGUGGGGCAACUUUCACACAACAGAGUAACCUAAAAACACAUCAAAGCAUUCACACUGGAGACAAACCUCACAGCUGUGAUCAAUGUGGGGCAGCUUUUACACUACAGAGACACCUAAAAAGCCAUCAACGCAUUCACACUGGAGAGAAGCCGUACAGCUGUGAUCAAUGUGGGGCAGCUUUCACACACCAGGUUGCCCUUAAAACACAUCAACGCAUUCAUACUGGAGAGAAGCCAUAUAGCUGUGAUCAAUGUGGGGCAUCUUUCAGACAACAGAGUAACCUAGAAAACCAUCGACGCAUUCACACUGGAGAGAAGCCUUACAGCUGUGGUAAAUGUGGGGCAGCUUUCACACAAAAGGGAGACCUUAAAACUCACCAGCGCAUUCACACUGGAGAGAAGCCAUACAGCUGUGAACAAUGUGGAGAAACCUUUUCUCAAAGUAGUAACCUUAAAUCUCACCAGCGCAUUCACACUGGAGAGAAGCCGUACAGCUGUGAACAAUGUGGAGAAACCUUUUCUCAAAGUAGUAACCUUAAAUCUCACCAGCGCACUCACACUGGAGAGAAGCCGUACAGCUGUAAACAAUGUGGGGAAGCUUUUUCUCAAAGUGGUGCCCUUAAAUCUCACCAUCAGCGUAUUCACACUGGACAGAAGCCGUACUGGUGUGAACAAUGUGGGAAAACCUUUUCUCAGAGUGGUGAUCUUAAAUCUCACGAGCGCAUUCACACUGGAGAGAAGCCGUACAGCUGUGAACAAUGUGGGACCUUUUCUCAUGGUGGCAGCCUGAAAUCUCACCAGCGCACUCACACUGGAGAGAAGCCGUACAGCUGUGAACAAUGUGGAAAAACUUUUUCUCAGAGUAGUGAACUUAAAGUACACCAACGCAUUCACACUGGAGAGAAGCCCUACAGCUGUGAACAAUGUGGGAAAUGUUUUUCUCAGAGUAGUAACCUUAGAUCUCACCAGCGCACUCACACUGGAGAAAAGCCGUACUGGUGUGAACAAUGUGGAAAAACCUUUUCUCAUAGUGAGAACCUUAAACAACACCAGCGCAUUCACACUGGAGAGAAGUCGUAUAGCUGUGAACAAUGUGGAAAAACAUUUUCUCGUGGUGAUACCCUUAAAUCUCACCAGCGCAUUCACACUGGAGAGAAGCCGUACAGCUGUGAACAAUGUGGGAAAACGUUUUCUCAGAGUAGUCACCUUAAAUCUCAUCAACAGCGCUAUCAUACUGCCCCGUUGUGAACAUGUUUACUACGAGGCGGUUUAACAAGUUUAAAGGCUCGGACACACCAACCUGACAGCUAACCUUCGGCAGAAAAGGCAGUUGGACUGACUGCCUCCCCGAGUUGGUCAAAAAAAAUUGCAAAACACACCGUCAUUUUGGCCAGCCUUUUAAAUCCAGCGACUACCAUAGUAUCAUAUAAUUAGACCACGCCCCAACCUCCCUUGAUCUCUACUUUCGUGCUCACUCUAACCCCUUCAAGCAGUGGAGGUUUAAUUCCUCUCUACUAGUGGAGGAUUACUAUAAGCGAUUCUUAAACUCUCAAAUCACUCUAUUCUUUGAGCUGAAUGACCUGUCGGACACAAACAGAGGCGUAUUAUGGGAGGCUUCUAAAGCUUGUGUCAGAGGAUAGCUUAUUUUCUGUGUUUCUAAUUUAAAAAGAGGCGAAAUGUCCUGAACGGCCGGAAAUAAAGGACAUCGAUGUCAAACACACAGCUGGCCCAGACCCUAUCCUUUACAGGGAACGUCUAACCCCCAAUUUCCACUGGCUACGUAAUGGCUACGUAAUGGCUACGUAACGGCGGCGGAGUCAUCAGGUUUCCAUUCAAGUCAAUGUGUGUAUUUCCACUGACAGCAGAACGGCUGCGUUCCUCCGGCGGUCCGCAGCAGAUACACAGAGCUUCUAUUUUUGCCGGACGCAUUUACAUCUCUGCUAGCCCGGAGACCUAUCUUGUUCAACUGGAAGCUCUCCCACCCCCCCACACGUGACCUUUGGAUUAAAGAGGUGCUCGACAGUUUGAAGCUCAGAUAUUCUCUGAAAGGCUCUAUCACGACAUUCCUAGAGACAUGGAACCCCUUCCUAGAACUCGUUCACUCCCUUACUUUAUCUCCUGACUCGGAGGACUGAGCUCCUUCUGCACUGCUCUACUUGACGCAAUCUGCCAUUUAUUAUUUGUAGUUUAACAUCUUUUCUUACUUUGUGUACCUUACAUUUAAUAAUCUAUAUUUUACAUUUUAUAUUAACUCUUUGUAUUUUCUGUCUCUGAAUGUGGUUUUAGAUCUGUUGAGUUUUGUUCACUGUAAAAACGAGAACUUGAAAUUGCUCAUCUUACUUUGAUUUUCAAUGAAAUUGAAGAAAUAAAUAUGUAAUGACAAUGUCAACUUUGUUAAAGGAGUUACUUCAACUAAUUGUAUUAAGUUUCUUGUGAUAAGUUGUUCUCACUGCAAAAUGUCUGGUGGCGCAACUUUGAAAUUGUAGUUGGACUCAAGUUGAGGCCAGGUCAAGUAGUCUGUGCAUGCUUCAUGCUAAGAACAGGGUUUCUGAGCAGUUCUGCAGGGGUUUUCAUAGACGACUUCUGGUUCUGCAGAUUUAUUUAAUCAGAUCUUCUUGUUCUCUUUAGUGUUUGUGUUCAAACUCUAAAUGUUUGACAAGUUGUUCUGCAAUCGCAAUACAAGCAAGCAGAGGUAUAUAUUGGAACAAAAAGACAUUGUAGUGAAUACAUAAGUCACAAAGAUUAAUCAGAAGAUCAGCUGUUCCUCUUGAUCUGUUUGGUCCGAUCACUAUUACCUGUUAGGGUAAUUCUACUGCAGUACGUAAUACAAAAAUAGUAAGGGUGUGACGAGAUCUCGUUUUACGAGAUCUCGCGUGACGAGAUUUCUCGUCGAGGUGAAAAGAGUGAAAGAGUGACAGAC